Messenger RNA from Lotus japonicus, 2407 nucleotides. Its product is annotated as protein DETOXIFICATION 40-like. The transcript is spliced from 7 exons. Bases 183 to 1796 code for a protein of 537 amino acids. NCBI's taxonomy places the organism in Eukaryota, Viridiplantae, Streptophyta, Magnoliopsida, Fabales, Fabaceae. Gene Ontology annotation, molecular function: xenobiotic transmembrane transporter activity; antiporter activity. Gene Ontology annotation, cellular component: membrane. Gene Ontology annotation, biological process: xenobiotic detoxification by transmembrane export across the plasma membrane. The record is from RefSeq and is a predicted model, not a curated record.
AAUAAAGAGAAGGGACCAGGUGCUUUGAUAAAGGGAAGGGGUCAAGUGAUGUCGUUUUUUGUCUUAUCCUCACAAAUAAAUACUCUUGAAAGCUGCAAUAUACACACCAUUUGUUUGUAAUCACUAAGCCUCAAAGACAUAGCCUCGCAAGGCUCAUUGCACAACAAUUCACAAACUUCCACAUGGGUUCUCCUAAGCAAAAAGAUGUAGAUCAUGGUCAACCACCUUUGCUAGAGCUUAAUGACCACCCACCACCACCGUUGCCGCUGUCGUUUGCUGAUUCAUUCAGCGUGAAGCAUGAAGGAUCAGACGGUGAACUUGAGCGAAUACUCUCAGACACUAGUGUUCCUUUUGCGCAGCGCUAUGGAUCUGCAACAUGGAUUGAGCUCAAGCUCUUGUUUUACCUUGCUGCUCCUGCUGUCAUAGUGUACCUCAUCAACUAUGUCAUGUCCAUGUCCACUCGAAUCUAUUCCGGCCACUUGGGAAACCUUGAGCUAGCUGCUGCUUCCCUUGGAAACAAUGGCAUCCAACUCUUUGCUUAUGGCCUCAUGUUGGGCAUGGGGAGUGCGGUUGAAACACUAUGCGGACAGGCAUAUGGUGCAAGAAAAUUCGAGAUGCUAGGCGUAUACAUGCAAAGAUCAAUCGUGCUUCUCUCAUUAGCCGGCGUCGUUUUAACCAUAAUCUUCAUCUUCUCCGAGCCCAUCUUGAUCUUCAUAGGACAAUCUCCAAGAAUCGCAAAAGCAGCAGCACUCUUCAUCUACGGCCUCAUCCCUCAAAUCUUUGCCUACGGUUUAAAUUUCCCUAUCCAAAAAUUCCUCCAAGCGCAAAGCAUCGUUGCUCCAAGCGCGUACAUCUCAUUUGCAACGCUGGUCUUGCACCUCGUCUUGAGCUACGUGGUAGUGUAUGUGCUCGGGCUCGGGUUGCUAGGCGCGUCACUUAUGCUUAGCGUGUCGUGGUGGAUCGUUGUGAUUGGGCAGUUUGUGUACAUUGUGAAGAGUGAGAGGUGUAGGCACACAUGGAAAGGGUUCACGUUUCAAGCGUUUUCUGGGUUGCCGAGGUUUUUCAAGCUGUCAGCGGCAUCGGCGGUUAUGCUGUGCCUAGAGACGUGGUAUUUUCAAAUUUUGGUUUUGCUUGCUGGGCUGCUUCCUCACCCGGAGUUGGCUCUGGACUCGCUUUCUAUUUGUACCACAGUGUCUGGAUACGUGUUCAUGAUCUCUGUUGGAUUUAAUGCAGCUGCCAGGUUUGAUUCUCUCUCUUUAUAUGUGAGAGUAAGCAAUGAGCUAGGGUCAAGAAAUCCAAAAUCAGCCUCAUUUUCAGUGGUAGUGGUGACAACGCUUUCUUUCAUAUUAUCGGUUAUUGAAGCACUCGUAGUGCUUGCGCUGCGAGAUGUGAUCAGCUAUGUCUUCACGAACGGUGAAGAGGUUGCAGCCGCUGUCUCAGACCUUUGCCCUCUCCUUGCACUUGCCAUUGUCCUCAAUGGCAUUCAGCCUGUCUUAUCCGGGGUGGCCGUUGGAUGUGGAUGGCAAACUUUUGUUGCAUAUGUAAAUGUUGGCUGUUAUUAUGGAAUUGGCAUACCAUUUGGUGCAGUUCUUGGUUUCUACUUCAAAUUUGGUGCAAAGGGAAUAUGGUUGGGAAUGCUAGCUGGCACGGUUUUGCAAACAAUUAUUUUAGUGUGGGUCACAUUUCGAACAGAUUGGAAUAAAGAGGUUGAGGAGGCAACGAAGAGGUUGAAUAAAUGGGAGGAGUCGACUACAGAGCCACUUCUCAAUAAUGGAACAUCUCCAAAUGUGGAAUAACUUUUUGUCAUAACUCCAUAUAAUUAAGUCAGGUCUUGCAUUGUUAAGGGAAGAAAUAAAAGCCAAGGACCAACGAAAUUAAGUUUGGUAAUUCUUUGCUUUUUAUCUUGUCGGUGCGCAAUGAGAACAUAAAAGAGAGGCAGAGAUUUAACGUGAUUCGGGAAACUUCCAUUCAUUAUAGCAUCGUGGGAUUUAGGCACAGCCCUGUUAGUGUGCUAUUCUUGUUCAUUUGGUCUCAGGUUGUCCUGCCUGGUUCCUUUUAGUUUGUUGGUGUUCUUGGGUACAACUUGUACCAAUUUGUAUAUUUUUUUAUUUAUAUAUAUAAUACUUAUUUGGCCUUCCAGAAAAAAAUUAUAGCAUUCACGAAGUUUUCUUACUCAACUCUCACAAACUCAGCCUUCCGCAUAUACUUAGAGCACUUAGACUCUUAGUGGAUAGGAAACUCCUCUCUGAUUCACUCACCCUCAUAUGGUUGAGCUGGCUCACAUUUCCCUCUCCCUCACAUUUAUAGGGGAGAUUCAAGGGACAAAACCAAAUAUGGAAGCUUGAUUCUGGAGGCUCUCCAUGUGGAGGGCAUGCUGUAAUUGAGAGUUUAAUUUGUUUAGUAUGUU